Messenger RNA from Alosa sapidissima (American shad), 4494 nucleotides. It is a transcript of the gene klhl4, whose product is annotated as kelch-like family member 4. NCBI's taxonomy places the organism in Eukaryota, Metazoa, Chordata, Actinopteri, Clupeiformes, Clupeidae. Gene Ontology annotation, molecular function: protein binding. The record is from RefSeq and is a predicted model, not a curated record. Bases 796 to 2961 code for a protein of 721 amino acids. The transcript has 12 exons.
AGCAUUUGUUUGUACUCCUUUUCAGUGUAGUUUGUAAAACAAGAUUAUAGGUGAGACCCAACAAUGAACAUAACAAAAAUCCAUAAUGUAUGCUUUACAGUGUGGGCAGUGAAUAUUGAGGGGUACAGACCGAUAUGAUACUGCUGUAUGAGGAGCAUGAAGUAAAUGAAGGUUUUGUAUGAGUGGUACCAGUACAAAGACUUGACCCCUUAGCUCUUGCCCUGCAGACUAUUUUUCACCUUUGAGGAAAUCAGACAAAGCACUUGACUAACAAUAGCUCUGAAGGUGUCUCAAAAACAGUGGUUUGUUUGUAUUGGAUUUUUUUCACUUGCAAUGAUAAUAUGCCCCACGUUUUCUUUUUUCAAUGUCACACAUUCGGUAUCAUUAUUAUCUUUAAUAAAGCCAUUACUGCAAGCACAUCUAAAUGACAGCAAAAUCUCUAAACAAUAGUAGGGUCCCCACUCAUUGCCGGAAAAAAUUGCAGUCUUCCUUUGAGGUUUAUUAUUGUUUAGCUGUCACUAAGGCUUGAGGAUGAUGGUGGGAGAAUCAUUUUUCUGCAUGGUUUCCUGCAAUGAGAGAUCGAGCCUGGUUCCCCCGAGAUCCUGUCAGAUGUGGGGACGGUGCUGAGCAUGUGGGAGGAUACCUCUGUGCGCAUAGACGAGCCAGCCUGGCCAAGACGCGAGAGGAGGAGCAAGCGAGCAAGCGCGCACACUGACACUCACGGCACGGGCGCCUCUGCCUCUACUGGCUCCGGGAUUUCCAUGUGUUAUUGCCUCGCCACUGGUUGAGAACGGGAUGUCUGUGUCGGGGAAGAAGGAGUUUGACGUGAAGCAGAUCCUCCGGCUGCGCUGGCGCUGGUUCAGUCACUCCUCGCAAAGUUCCGCGGGGAACGGCGGCUUCCUCCAGCCGGACGGCGGCCACGACCACCGGGGGACACCUGUGCAGGGCAGGCUCAAGAGUCAUGCCCGGGACAGAGGGGCGCUCCGAAAGGCCAACAGCCCGGCGCACAGCAUCCUGGCCCCGACCCCCGGGCCCACGCCUGUCUACGUGAGACCCAGCCAUCAAUCAUGGAACCAACAACACAACAUCAUACAGCACCUGCACAGCGGAGACGAGCUCCCCAAGUCCAGCUCGCCGACCAGCAUCAGGAAGGAGGACGCUACCAGCGGCCAGGAGAAUGUGAAGAACAUCCCAGCAGACCCUCUGGAGGACGCAGCAAAAGAAAGGUUGACUCUGAGCACCUAUUCCAGAAUGAGCACGCACAGCUCCGACGAGUUUUUCCAAGCCACAAAUCACGCGGAGCAGACCUUCCGCAAAAUGGAGACAUACCUGCAGCACAAGCAGCUGUGUGAUGUCCUGCUGAUCGCCGGGGACCACAAGAUCCCUGCCCACAGACUCGUUCUAAGUGCCGUCUCUGACUAUUUUGCGGCCAUGUUCACCAAUGAUGUAAGGGAGGCGAAACAAGAGGAGAUCAAAAUGGAGGGCGUUGAUCCAGAGGCUCUGCGAUCGCUGGUUCAUUUUGCAUACACUGGGGUCCUGGAGCUGAAGGAGGAGACCAUUGAGAGCCUACUGGCUGCUGCGUGCCUUCUGCAGCUCUCGCAAGUGAUUGAAGUUUGCUGUAACUUCCUGAUGAAACAGCUCCACCCAUCCAACUGCCUGGGAAUCCGCUCGUUUGCUGAUGCGCAGGGCUGCAUGGACUUGCUGAACGUCGCCCAUAAUUACACAAUGGAAAACUUUCUCGAAGUGAUCCAGAACCAGGAAUUCCUGCUACUUCCUACCAUGGAAAUAGUGAAGCUCCUGUCCAGUGAUGACAUCAACGUUCCAGAUGAGGAGACGAUAUUCCAGGCUCUGAUGAUGUGGGUGCGCCACGACGUACAGCAUCGUCAGCAAGACCUGGGCGUGCUUUUGGCUUACAUUCGUCUACCUCUUCUGCCACCUCAGCUCCUGGCAGACUUGGAAAAUAAUAAAAUGUUUUCGGAAGACCUGGAGUGCCAAAAGCUUCUCAUGGAGGCAAUGAAGUACCAUCUAUUGCCCGAGCGGCGGCCAAUGUUACAGAGCCCCAGAACCAAACCGCGCAAGUCCACUGUUGGGGCUCUGUAUGCAGUGGGAGGAAUGGACUCCACAAAAGGCUCAACUACAAUAGAGAAGUAUGACCUACGCACAAACACGUGGAUUCAGGUUGGCAUCAUGAACGGGAGACGACUGCAGUUUGGCGUCGCCGUGAUUGACAACAAGCUCUAUGUGGUUGGGGGAAGGGACGGCCUCAAGACCUCCAAUAUGGUGGAGUGCUAUAACCCAUUCAGCAAAGUCUGGUCCACCAUGCCUCCAAUGUCUACCCAUCGGCACGGUUUGGGCAUUGCAGUGCUGGAAGGCCCUAUGUAUGCUGUGGGGGGACAUGAUGGAUGGAGCUAUCUGAACACAGUGGAGAGAUGGGACCCCCAGGCGAGGCAGUGGAAUUAUGUGGCCAGCAUGUCCACUCCGCGCAGCACAGUGGGCGUCACAGCCCUCAAUGGGAAGUUGUUUGCAGUAGGUGGUCGGGAUGGGAGCUCAUGCCUUCGGUCAAUGGAAUGUUUUGAUCCCCAUACCAACAAGUGGAGUAUGUGUGCACCCAUGUCCAAGAGGAGAGGCGGUGUAGGUGUGGCCACUUACAACGGUUUCCUGUAUGCAGUCGGAGGGCAUGACGCACCAGCUUCAAAUCAUUGCUCUCGUCUUUCUGACUGCGUCGAAAGAUACGAUCCAAAAACAGACACAUGGACUACCGUGGCAUCUCUCAGUGUUUCCCGGGAUGGUGUCGGUGUCUGUCUUCUAGGAGACAGACUGUAUGCAGUCGGGGGAUAUGAUGGACAGUCCUACUUAAAUACUGUGGAAUCCUAUGAUGCUCAAAACAAUGAAUGGACAGAGGAGGUCCCACUGAAGAUCGGAAGGGCUGGAGCUUGUGUUGUGGUUGUGAAACUGCCUUGAGGACUCUGACUUUCCUCAUGGGAGACAGGAACUAUGGGGAGGAGGACACCGCCAUGGACUCUGCUUUCAAAGACAGACACAUGUAUGCUUCUCAUCAGGCAGCGUGUUGACAAGGAUACAAGAGUUAUCAAAUCAAAUCAAUCCCUUGAUUUUUAACACUGAUUACAACACAAUGCGUCCACUUUGUACAAUGAGGAUCCAAAAGCCUUGUGUCAGACAGCAGUGACUGAUUUCAUUGAAGGAUAACACAGUCACUUACCAAAAGGUGAAGAGGGAGCAGCUAAAAUGUAAAAGAGAGCUACAAAAUCUUUCAUCUCUAGGAAAUCACUUCAUGAUUACCUCAUUGUACAUCUUCAAAUGUUUCAUUAUUCCUGCAUUUUAGGUGCACACUAUAAAUCUGUAUUUUGAGAUAAAAUAAGUACUACUAUGUUUACUUCAUUUCUAGAUGUUUUGUGAACAAUGUAUUUUAGCCUUUUUAAGAAACACUGUGAAUAUUUCCAAUAUUGUGAGCUUGCAACAAAACAACAGCUAGGUUACGUAAAGCACUUGCAAGUAACCAUGACACACAGUUGCCAUCCUGACGCAGUCUUUGUCUAAAACCCAGAUUUAGCACGCAUCUACUGAAUUUAUUAUUAUUAUUACUAUUAUUUUUUUAAAGUAGCUGACAAACACCAAAGUCAUUAGCACGCUUUAGGGGUCUUGUCUUGAUGUCGAUGAAAUUUACACAAUAGUGAAUAUGCAACUAUAUCAUAUUGAUAUUUCGCUUUACUGUAAGUAAGAUUUUUGAAAGUUUGCCAAUGACUGCAACCAUGUGCUUCAUUUCCAGCCGGUGUUUUGACAUUUCCAACAGGUUUCUUUUUAGAGCAUGCUGCUUUGAGACAGUUUUUAUGCUUCUCUGCAAUACUUUGAAAAUUGCUUUCUAUUUUCAUAUGACUCUAAGGCUGAUAUGAAGCGAUACUUUUUGCUGGUGAACUCUUUGACCCCUCAUCCACCGGCUCUACACUAAAGUUAAGAGGAAAACUGGCUUCCGUUACUGCGCGUCUGUUGAAAGGCACAAACGUGCAUCAAGAAAACAAGGUUCCACAGUGAUAUUGUGAGGAUUAGCUGACCCCACUGCCAGCAUCUUAUAAUGACAGAUGAAUGUUUGAGCUAAAUACCCAAUAUUUGCAAAGACACUUUAUGUCUGUUUGCUAUGACGAAGAACUCUUCUGCACUUGGAGGGGCCUUAUUGAUGGCUCUGAAAUAGAGAUCUGUCCAGCCUCGUAUUGUGGCAAGGGAGUCUUUCAUUCUGGGUUUUGAAGAUGCUCAAAUUAUUGGGUGUUAUGUCCAGUUAUUCUGCAAUUUAAUGGUAGGGCUUUUACAUAAUGGUUAUUAAGAUCUGAAGAAGUAUUGCAGCCAUACAGAGAACAUUCUUAAGAAGAUGAAGUAUUUAUAAUUGCAAAAGAUGUGAUGCCUUUAGGAAAGUUUUCAAUUGUUUUUCAUUAUUUUAUAUAGCAUGUGGGCUUACAAAUAAACAUGUCCAUUCUCUUUUCU